ACGGCGGCCAAAGUGAUUCUCAUUCCGUUGCAUUGCAUUGCACAUAGUCACGACUCGUUCAUCGUUCUUAUCGCGUUUCGACCGCAGUGGAAUAAAAUAGAGAAACGAAAUCGUAUCGUUACAAAAACGUUUUCGUUGUUAUUUAUACAGCAUUGUAGAUUUUCGCUCUCUUAUUCGAAAAGAAUUUAACCAGUUUCCCGCCAGUCGUUAACGAUCGCGCGCCGGGAAUAUAUUACUUGACUUAAAAAACGAGCCAUAAUUUAUAUUGUUGUUUUAUCAAAUAACACCAAAAAACUAAAUAAAAUUGACGUAUUAUUAUAGUUAUAGUUUUUUAUUUGGAUUAACGACGAUUUUGUUUUGAUUGAAAAAUCCUUUUUAUUUAUCUAUAUAUUGACUUAAAAUGGCUUUUAUGAUGCCUGUGAUGAAAAAAGACUACAAUAUUUACAACUCAAAUCGUACGAGACGCGUAUCAGAGUGUGCCCACGACAAAUCGUCAUCCAUGGGUUCUUGUGCGAGAAGGCAUCACGUUGGAACCAGGUCGGCUGAUGGUCCGUCAUCACUGUCUACGUCGCCUGGUAGCGACUUUUUGGCUGGGUCGCCUGCCCAUCGCUCUCUUGGUGUGUCCAGGCAGUCCAAUAACGGCCACCAUUCAACUGCAUCAAGGAAUUCUUCUAGGAAUUCUCAGUCGAGCUUGCAAAGUCCUGCUAAAUCAUCAUCAUCAUCAUCAUCAUCUCCUCCAAAACUGUCGUCCUCGUCAUCUCUAAAUAUUUUCCACUCUAAGCUUGUGGAUAAACUUCGGCGGUCAUUGACGUCCAAAUCCAAAGAAAAUGGUACGUCUUCAACAUCUAGUAAAGAUAUUGCUCGAAGAAGAUCCUGAGAAUUAGCCAAAGGCGAUGAUCAUCCAAGAUCAGCACCAAAUCUAUCAAGGUCUACUAAAAAUCGGCCAGCAUCCAACAUGACUACAUCAUGUCCGUCGGGUACCAAUAUUGUCCUAUGACAGUUGCAAUAACAGCAAGCGUAGUAUGCACAAUAAUUUGGUAAGCACUUUGCUAUGAAUACUAUUUUUUUAAAUAAAUGCAUCUGAUUUGGAAAGACUGUUUUGAAAAUUCGAUGUGUUUUUUAAAGACUAAUAAUAAAGUAUUCUCGAUUUGUAUAAUAUAGACUACAUUAAGUUAAAUCAUUAGCUUAUUUAACAAUUUUUUUAGUUUCAAAUUAAUUGUAUAUAAUAAAAUUGACAGCUUAAGACCUAUAUCAACAUUAGGUUUUUAAUUUAUUUAAGCAAUUUAAAUAAACAAAAAAAAGGUUCACAAGUUAAUUUUAAGUCAAAGCCUAUCAAUCAAUAAGGAAAUAAAAUAUUUAAAAAAUUUAUGAAAUUAAUUUUAUUCAAAUUAUAUUAUUGUUAAAAUUGUUUUGAUGAAUUAACAGUGAUAAAACAAAUGAGGGUUUUUUUUUCUAAUUUUAUGUCUUGUAGGUCAAACAUUAUCGUUUUAAUAUUUAAAUCUAUUUAUUAACAUUCUCUGGAAUCUAGGCAAGAAUAAUUAUUAUAAAACAAAAGGUGUUUAUACUAUGUUCUCUUACCAACCCAUCAUUCUAGUGUUAUUUCAGUAUGAUGAUUGAAACAAUAUAUAUUUUUUAAAAAUGAUGAAAUUUUAAAAUACUCCAGCUAUUUGUAAGGUGCACAUUAUAAGUCUGAUUGACCAAUAAUAAUUUUUUAUUCAUAUACAAUUAAAAUAAAUUAUAAUUUUUGAAUUCCAUUCAUUGAACACAAUUAAGUUAAUUUAUAAAUAGCUUAUAUGUUCAAAUGGACAAAAACGAUAGACUGUUUUUCAAAUAUUUAGCUGUAAAUUAGGAUGUUAUAAGUUUCAAGUAAUUAUGUUUUACAUAAGGGUUGGUAAGUUAAGUUUGAAGCUCUGUUUUAUUUAACAUAAGUAAAAUUUAAUCAACCAUAUUAUAAUCUGUGAUACAUUUGUUACUAUUUUUUUAAGAUAUUCAGCUUAUAUCAAUAUUUAUUUAGGUGAAUAGAAUUUAUAAUUAUUUUGUAUUCUCUCUGGUUUACCUGUUUUUUUAAUGAUUUUCCAAUAAAAUCUAUAGAUAUUUUUAGAAAUUAAUGUUCUACAAUAUUUUCAUGUAUAACUUAAAACUCAAAUUUUUAUUGGAUGUCAUAACAUGUAUGGUUAUAUCAUAAUUUUUAACUUUAAAUAAUUAAAAUGUCUACGUAAGUAAUCAAAUUUAUUAAACCAGCCAUCUUUUUAAAAUUAAUUUUCAUUCUAGAAAUCUCAUGACUAGAUAAAUAAAAUUAAUAAAUAAAUAAAGCAUUAAUAAAACUAAUUGUUAUGUAUUUUUACUUGUUCAAUAAUAUUUAAUCAAUAAAUAAAAUAAUCUGAAUUUCAAUUAACUCUUAAUAAAAUUUUUAUGGCAUCUAAUAAUAAAUGCAUUUUACUUGUCUAGAAACCACUUAAAUAAAUAAUGCAUAACAUGAUGUGAUAAUUGAUUGUCCUUAUAAAACAAUAGUCAAAAUAAUUGUUAUGUUUAAUUUGUAUUUAGAUUGAGAAAGAAACUAGUCUUUUAAUUAUUUUUAAGUAUUUUUUUUAUCAUAUCUGAUACCAAACAAAAUUUAUCACCAGUUUUUUUCUUCAUUAAAACAAAAUCAUGCAAAUUAGACUGAUUGAUAGACUAAAUACUAUGUAUAUUUAUGUUUUUUUACAGUAUUAAAGUAAUUAAAAUGGUUAUUAAAAAUAAAUUGUACUUAAAUACAUCUUUGUGCAGAAUUAUUGUUCUUUGUUAAAACAAAUAAAAAAAUUUAGUUAUUGAACCUUGAUAUUUUCUUUUUGGCUACAAACCAAAUACAAAAAUUAUAUAAACAACUGUAUUCUAAGCCUCUUUUUAUUUAUUAUUUAUAAGUGAAAAUGUAUUUGUAAUAAAUUGUAAUAAUUUUAUUUAAAUCAUUAAUAAAAUAUUUUUUAUUGUUCA
Molecule: messenger RNA, 2970 nt
Organism: Daktulosphaira vitifoliae (grape phylloxera)
Lineage: Eukaryota; Metazoa; Arthropoda; Insecta; Hemiptera; Phylloxeridae
Product: putative protein TPRXL
Exons: 2
Coding region: 401-877 (158 amino acids)
Source: RefSeq, a predicted model, not a curated record